Messenger RNA from Crotalus tigris (Tiger rattlesnake), 765 nucleotides. RefSeq names its product PAXX non-homologous end joining factor (gene PAXX). Gene Ontology annotation, biological process: double-strand break repair via nonhomologous end joining. Bases 46 to 633 code for a protein of 195 amino acids. Gene Ontology annotation, cellular component: nonhomologous end joining complex; nucleus; site of double-strand break. Lineage: Eukaryota; Metazoa; Chordata; Lepidosauria; Squamata; Viperidae. Gene Ontology annotation, molecular function: molecular adaptor activity. The transcript is spliced from 7 exons. The record is from RefSeq and is a predicted model, not a curated record.
GCGGCCAUCGGGAACCGCCGGUCCUGGGCGCUUCCGCCGGGAGCGAUGGCGCCGCCGGGGCCGCUGCGCGUGGUGAGCCACGGCGGGCGGCGGUUCCUCUGCUUCUGCGGGGACGGAGGCGCCUCUCCGCGGCUGCACCUGACCGACGCUUGCGAGUUCUGGAGCUGCAGCGUCCCUCCGGAGAAGCUGAGCGGGCAGGAGGAGCCGGGCUCUCCCGCCACCGGCUGCCUGUCCAGACUGCGGGAGAUCUUGCAGGGCCAGAUGCCCAUCCUCGCCCUCCACGACAGCAAGGCCACGCUGCAGGUCCAGGACGGCGGGCAGAGCGUGACCUUCGACCUGGACCAAGCCUCGCUCCCCGAGGCCAGGCGGCAGCUGCAGGACCUCACCUUCGGCCUGGUGGAGCAGCUGCAGACGCUGGAGAAACGCCUGGAAGAGGGCACAGCCGCCGCCUUGGCCCACAGGAGCCCCGAGAAGAUCUCACCAAGCCAGAGCCUCUUGGGAGCAGACUUCAGUCCGCGGAAGCCCAGAGGAGGGGCUGGUCCGAGCAAGUGGCGUCUGCCUGGGGAGUCCCUCAUUAACCCUGGAUUCAGAAGCAAGAAGACCCCGACGGGGGUCGACUUUGAAGAUGCCUGAACUGUUUUCCAAAUCAAAUGGGAAAGAACUACUUCAUCAUGGAUGUUUUUAAAAUUAUUUAAGCCUUAAAACUAUGCCAAGUAUAUUUUUGUAUGUGCUGUAUAGAAAGAAGAUUAAGUGAUUUUACUCACU